Molecule: messenger RNA, 3409 nt
Organism: Paramisgurnus dabryanus
Lineage: Eukaryota; Metazoa; Chordata; Actinopteri; Cypriniformes; Cobitidae
Gene: rab23
Product: RAB23, member RAS oncogene family
Molecular function (GO): GTP binding; GTPase activity
Source: RefSeq, a predicted model, not a curated record
AGCGGUGUCUCGCUUCACGCCACCGCGGCCCCUUCGCUUUGGCUGCAGUGAUGAGAUCCACACAACAAACACAGCGCAGGCGGUUUCGUGAAUGCGCGUAGAGCGCUUUAAACGCACAGCUUUCUAAACAACGCCGUAAACAUUUGUUGCCAUUUGUUUUUUAUCUACCCAUUUGAUAAUCGACCCUGCUGAUGCUGUGAUAUUUACAUAUAUCACAUCUAUACUGCGUAUCUGUUAGUGUAUCUCACAUCUGUGAAUACCAUCGCUUCGAAACUGCAUAAAGGAAACAAUGUCACCUGGAAACACGAAUGCAGCAGGCACAAGUUAAGGAGAUCAUACAGGAACACUAAGCCAGGACGAAGUGAAAAACAGUAGGGCUGUCCAGAAAGGUCACAGCCAUGUUGGAGGAAGACAUGGAAGUGGCCAUCAAGGUGGUGGUGGUGGGGAACGGAGCAGUCGGGAAGUCAAGUAUGAUUCAGCGAUACUGCAAAGGCAUCUUCACUAAGGACUACAAGAAGACCAUUGGGGUCGAUUUUCUGGAACGACAGAUAAUAGUUAAUUCUGAAGAUGUGAGAUUGAUGCUGUGGGACACUGCUGGACAGGAGGAGUUUGAUGCAAUAACCAAGGCUUAUUACAGAGGAGCUCAGGCCUGUGUGCUGGUGUUCUCAACUACAGACAGGGAAUCAUUUGAGGCCAUCAGCAGCUGGCGAGAGAAAGUCGAGAUGGAGGUUGGGGACAUUCCUACAGUCCUGGUGCAGAACAAAAUCGAUCUGCUUGAUGACACGGUUAUCAAAAAUGAAGAGGCUGAAGGUCUUGCCAAGAGGCUGAAGUUGAGAUUUUAUCGGACAUCAGUGAAAGAAGAUCUUAACGUUAAUGAAGUUUUUAAAUAUCUAGCUGACAAAUAUCUGCAACGACUCAAGCAACAAACAGCCGAGGAGACAGAGGUGAUUCAUACAUCCAGCAAUAAAAUAGGUGUUUUCAACACUACCAGUGGUGGCCACUUGAAUCAUUCCAGCGAUCUCAACGGCCGUGAGGUCGUAAACCUGCGACCAAACAAACAGAGGACCAAGAAGACAAAACACCCUUUCGGUAGCUGUCGAUUGCUUUAAAAUGAUUUUCGGUACCACUCCACUGCCUGGUUUAAAUUGAUGAUCCACAAUGAUUGAUGAACACUAAUGUACACAAAUUCACUCUUAAUGUCCAGAGCAGAUGUGUCUGUGUUCUGUGGUCACAUCUGUCCAUUUCAUCCUGUACGUGUCAUCGACUGCAGAUGACUCUCUUGUCUUAUCAUGCCACUAAAAAGCUGAAGAUUUAGGAGCUACAGCCCUCUGGUGGCAGCAAGUGCUUAAAACAACAGUUUAAAAUUAGAUGCUAACUUCUCACUUUCACCCAAUAGAAUAGCCAUAGUUGAAUUAAACAGGUAGUCCUGACCCAAACUCACACCUUUAGCUGUUACGCCUCUGGUCCUGCUCAACAAAUAAAUGGCGUUUACUUUUGGUGCAGGAAUUAAGCAGGCAGACUGAAAGAGAUUUUUCCUGAUAUAAUAUUAAGUAGGUGUUUGACUAUUAAAAGUGAAUUUAACCGAACCUAUUUUUAUACAAAACACUAAAAGUUACACCUGUUUGAUCACUCCCUAUCCUACAAUUGUGGCUCAAUAUUUAAAGUGAUGGUAUAUAUAUUUUGUAUGUUUCUAAGAUGUGCAUUAUGUCAUGUGGUUCACAGCAGGGUAAUGUUCAAAUGUUACACAAAUGAGAUUACCUACAAAAGAAAGGUGAUUUACAUGACACACCAUUUGUGCAUUUCGACUGUUUUUUGUGCAGUACGUUUGAAUUGAUGGAGAUCCACAAUCUUUCAGUGAAAUUUAAUUGUUGUACCUUGAAAAUUUUCACAAACUUUGUUCUUUUAGGUAUUUUUCUAUAAAAAAAUGUAGGAGAGUAAUAACUUGCUUUAAUUCAUUACAUUAACACCGUGCCAAAAUGUUUCUAAACUCGAAAAUGUAAAUAGUGUUAGUACAUCGUUGUCAGAUUUCUGAAAUAGUUCAAAUGAAAUUGACAUCUUUGAAAAUGCAUUACAUAAACUCAUCGGAAACUUUUCUUAUUUUAAGAAUAAACCAAAUGUAAACAAUAUAAAUUUAAGAGAUGUUUGCAUUGUUCUGCCCGACAUCAUUGCAUAAACAAACUGUUGUGUUGCUUACAUGUCAAAUAUAACUUUUCAUUGAUAUAAUUUCAGACACAAGCUUAUUGCAUCCGUUAUAUUAGAUAAACAACUGAAAUAUAUAUAUAUAUUGUUAUUGACUGGAAAGUAAAUACACAAACUAACAUUACUAUCAACUUUCAAUAAGCACCAUAAAAUACACUAAACAUUUAAAAAUUCACAUACUGUAAGAGUUAUCUUGUGUUUAUUGCACUGAAACAAGCUAAACUAGCCAUUCAAAGCCUUAACCACUAAAGCCAUUAAAAAUAAAUAAAAUAAAAGUUAACAUUAAGAGAAAAAAAUAUUAAAUAUUUGUUUAAAUGAUGUGCUAAUAGUACACACUAUCAAAGAAAUAAUAAUCAUAAAUUCUUUAUAUAUAAAUAAACUGCAGCACAUAUGGUGCUUAUAAGGAGCAGUUUUCUGGACAAAGUUUAAGUCUAGACCCCUCUCUUAACUAAAGACAUAUUUUAAAAUAUAUCAGUGCCAUGCUUUUAUCUCAAGAUGCACACCAGUAGUUUUUUAUAAGGUGUUUGUAAAAACUACUUGUACUAAACCUAAUCAUUGCUCAAUCUAAACCCCGUCCCUAAGUGAAUCAGUUGGUGGUACAGAAUUGUCCCUCCAUUGCUGACAGAUUUGCUGGUAAAUAAAAACGACCCAUUUAAACUAGUUUAACUGGACAUAUUUUAUCCUAUAUGUAAUUCCAUUUGGCUUCCUUAUUGACUGAUUGUAUUUAUACAUGAAACGCAUGCCUUGCAUCUGUUUGUAUGAAUGUGGUGUCAUGGUACUUUGCUACAAUGGCAUUCAUGUUUACAGCUCUCAUCUGCUUUCUUAUACAUAAUCCAUUUUCUCUUAAUCUGUUAUUUUUAUGUAUACGAUUAUGAUUUUCACAUUUGCUGCAGAGGAAUGAACUAAAAGCACUUUAUUAUCUGAUAUCAUUCAUUAUCAGUUUAUUGCUAUAGGGUUAUAAUCUACUGUUGACUGCUUAUACAUUUCCUCUUUAUUAUUGUUCUUACUGAUGUAUACUGUACAUGACUUCUAGUAAAUAUGUAAAUGGCAGCAUCACAUCAGCAGCAGUGUCAUUUCACUUAAUGAUUAAAAGAUGAAGUCCUCAUCUGAUGGAUUAUUUUGUGUACCACACACUUCUUUAGGUGAUACUUUGCUGUGUUUUUGGUUUUGUAGGAUGGUUGUCAAAGAGGAAAAUAAAGGAUCUAUUGUA